GUGGCACUACAAGUUUGAAAUUUUCUACUGUAAUACUGUGUGUCUCUAAAAGAAAAUUAAUUAUUUUAUCGUUUAUGUAUAAUUUUGCUAAUCGCCUAAUGCUUACUUUUGUCGAGACACUCUUUUAAAAUAAUUUCUCCACCAUAAGUUCUAAAUUAAUGUUUUCUUUAGUAUAUUUGGCUUAAAAUGUAUUGAAUAUGUAAAAAUAUUUUAGUUUUUGCUUUUAAUAAAAAAAUAAACACAUGGUUGAAAUAUCAACUUGAAAAUUGAGAAAUAACUUGGUUCUUUUCUAACAAAUAAUAAUGACUGUGACUAUGCCUGUUAAAAACGAUGGUGAAAGUGAUGGCGAUGUGUCUCGUUCAGAAGACUCCACACACGAAUCAAGUGAAGAUGAGGGAGAUGUACCGGAAUCUGACGACUCUUCUGAAAUGGACGAAAUUGAGUGUGAGCGAAGGCGAAUCGAUUGUUUAGAUAAUCUUACUAAUUUAGAAAGACAAUUCAAUAUUUUACGGGAGCAGUUAUAUAAAGAAAGAAUCAAUCAAAUCGAAUGGCAGUUAUCAGAAGUUCGUGGCGGGCGUUCGCAAGAAUAUUUGCUUCCUCUUCAACAAUUAGAUGAAAAUUUGAAAAAUCGCAUAGAGGUUGCAGAAAUUCUAAAGCAAUAUCGUCUAGAAAAUAUUAAUCACAAAUAUUUGUCAGAAGAACAAGCUGCAAGGCAGCACUUCGACAGUGAAAAGCAGUUAGCUAUGGAUCAAAUUCAUGAAGAGCUCAUGGAUAAAAUAAGGCGGUUAGAAGAAGAUCGCCAUAAUGUAGAUAUAUCAUGGGCAGAUUGGGGAAUAGAUAAACGAGCAAAUAAGGUUCGUGGUCCUGGAAGAAAGAAAGCUGUUACUGUAUCAGGUCCUUAUAUUGUUUAUAUGUUACAUGAAGAAGAUAUUUUAGAAGACUGGACGACAAUUCGAAAAGCGUUACAAAGAACAAGUGGUCCAUGAAGAAUGAAACGAAUAAUUUUUUAAGCUGCUCCAUAUUUGUUAAAUUUUGUACAAAUCAUUUCAAUAAAUGCAUACAUACCUACACACUAUAA
Molecule: messenger RNA, 1078 nt
Organism: Condylostylus longicornis
Lineage: Eukaryota; Metazoa; Arthropoda; Insecta; Diptera; Dolichopodidae
Gene: Brms1
Product: breast cancer metastasis-suppressor 1-like protein
Exons: 2
Coding region: 303-986 (227 amino acids)
Biological process (GO): negative regulation of transcription by RNA polymerase II
Cellular component (GO): Sin3-type complex
Molecular function (GO): histone deacetylase binding
Source: RefSeq, a predicted model, not a curated record